Mya arenaria is the source of this 766-nucleotide messenger RNA. RefSeq lists its product as uncharacterized. NCBI's taxonomy places the organism in Eukaryota, Metazoa, Mollusca, Bivalvia, Myida, Myidae. The transcript is spliced from 4 exons. Bases 37 to 753 code for a protein of 238 amino acids. The record is from RefSeq and is a predicted model, not a curated record.
GAGUCGGUGAAGCAAGUUCCACUGCUAUACGUGGUAAUGUCGAAGCGCAGGAAGCAGGAUUAUGUAGCUGUGUUGCAGAAACUGAUAGAAAUAAUGGAAGAGGCGCCGAAAGUCGAAGGUUUUGUGAUGGAUUUUGAAGCAGGUCUAUGGCAGGCCCUCCGCUCCGUUUUCCCGGGUACCCAGCUGAAGGGAUGCGCAUUUCAUUGGUGCCAGGCUGUUCUGCGCCACGUCCAGCACCUGGGGCUAAAGGCAACUUAUGAGCGGAGAGAGGGAGCCCACCAGCUCAUCAGGAAGCUGUUAGCCCUUCCAUUUCUUCCGGGACAACACAUAGAGCGCGCCUUCAUCAAGCUUAAAGACCGGGCAGAGGGGAGUUCGGACCAGAUGAAGGAACUCUUCACGUACGUUGAAGAUCAGUGGAUGGAGAGCUCCCUCUGGAGCACCACUGAGUGGUCUGUGUACCGACAGACGAUACGAACCAACAAUGACACCGAAGGAUGGCAUCGCCGGUUGAACUUUUCUGCCGGUCGGUCAACCCUGCAGUUUUACGUUUUGCUGAGUUUGCUGCUGAGGGAAUCCAAAAUGGUGAAUGUAACACAUCAACUGGUGUCGGAGGCAGCCCUUGGCCGUCAGCGUCGAGAGCGCUACAGAGACAUCGACGCCAGGAUCAUGGAUGAGUGGGACUCAUACGAUUCCCAUGAGGUCACCAGCGAAGAGUUCCUCAAAAAUGUUGGUGCCAUCUACGGCGGCCGAUAGGUGUCAAGACUGA